GCGCGCGUGUGCCGCGCGGUGGGGAGCAGCGGAUCGCGCCGCCGGCUGUCAGCUAGCUCGGCGCCACCGCCCGAUGGCUCGUGGAGGCGCGCGAGCCCAGCCCCGGGGGGCAGCCCCCGGCCGCGGGUGAGCCCCUCUGUCGCCUGCGAGCAUGUCACCUCCAGACGCCGCGGUAGCCUCCGCCAGCAGUGCCCGCGUCCCCGCCUCUCGCAGUCUUAGCCGCUGCCUGGGGCAUCGGCCCCCGGACACCCGCCCCUGAUCCACGCCUGGACCCGCUCGCCGGAGGACCAUGGCCGCCCAGGGGGACUGUUGCGUCAAGGUGGCCGUCAGGAUUCGGCCCCAGCUUUCGAAGGAGAAGAUUGAGGGCUGUCACAUCUGUACCUCCGUCACCCCGGGGGAGCCCCAGGUCCUGCUGGGGAAGGACAAGGCCUUCACCUACGACUUUGUCUUCGACUUGGAUACCUGGCAGGAACAAAUCUAUUCGACCUGUGUGAACAAGCUCAUCGAGGGCUGCUUCGAGGGCUACAAUGCCACAGUGCUGGCCUAUGGGCAGACGGGGGCCGGGAAGACAUACACCAUGGGCACUGGCUUCGACAUGUCGACGUCCGAGGAUGAGCAAGGCAUCAUUCCGAGGGCCAUUGCCCACCUCUUUGCGGGCAUCGCCGAGCGCAAGCAGCGGGCACAGGAGCAGGGCCUGACUGGGCCUGAGUUCAAAGUCAGCGCUCAGUUCCUGGAGCUCUACAACGAAGAGAUCCUGGACCUGUUUGACAGCACUCGAGACCCGGAUGCCCGCCACCGCAGGUCCAACAUCAAGAUCCACGAGGAUGCCAACGGCGGCAUCUACACCACAGGUGUCACCUCCCGCCUCAUCAGCACACAGGAGGAGCUGAUCCAGAGCCUGAAGCAGGGGGCACUGUCGCGCACCACGGCCAGCACCCAGAUGAACGUGCAGAGCUCCCGCUCCCACGCCAUCUUCACCAUCCACCUGUGCCAGAUGCGCCUGUGCUCGCAGCCCGACCUGGUGAGCAAGCCGCCCGUGGACCGGCGGGGCCCAGCGUGGGCAAGGUCCUCAGCCCUGGCCCCAUCUUCACAAGCUUAUUAUUUCUUCAGCAAGUGGGGCUCUGCCCCUGCCCUGAGGCCCUGUGCCUGUCCGGCUCUGCCUCCACAGCUCUCCCUGGGCAACGUGAUCAGCGCUUUGGGGGACCAGAGCAAGAGGGUGGUGCACGUGCCCUACAGGGACUCCAAGCUCACCCGACUCCUCCAGGACUCGCUGGGGGGCAACAGCCAGACCAUCAUGAUUGCCUGUGUGAGCCCCUCUGACCGGGACUUCAUGGAGACGCUCAACACGCUGAAAUACGCCAACCGGGCCCGCAACAUCAAGAACAAGGUGGUGGUGAACCAGGAUAAGACCAGCCAGCAGAUCAGCGCCCUGCGGGCUGAGAUCGCACGCCUGCAGAUGGAACUGAUGGAGUACAAAGCGGGCAAGCGAGUCAUUGGGGAGGAUGGAGUUGAGGGCUACAGUGACCUGUUCCGGGAGAACGCCAUGCUGCAGAAGGAGAAUGGGACGCUGCGGCUACGGGUCAAGGCCAUGCAGGAGGCCAUCGAUGCCAUCAACAACCGUGUCACCCAUCUCAUGAGCCAGGAGGCCAACCUGCUCCUGGCCAAGGCCGGUGACGGCAAUGAGGCCAUCGGAGCUCUGAUCCAGAACUAUAUCCGCGAGAUCGAGGAGCUGCGGACGAAGCUCCUGGAGAGUGAGGCCAUGAAUGAGUCUCUCCGCCGCAACCUCUCCCGGGCCUCCGCUCGCAGCCCCUACUCCCUGAGCGCAUCCCCUGCUACCCCGAGCUUCGCAGCCAGCCCGGCCAGCAUGGAGGAUGCCACAGAGGUGAUCCGCAAGGCCAAGCAGGACCUGGAGCGGCUAAAGAAGAGGGAGAGCAGGCAGCGCAGAAAGAGCCCAGAGAAGGAUGCCUUCAAAAAGAGCGCAAAACUCCAACAGGAAAACAGCGAGGAGACGGACGACAAUGAGGCCGAGGAGGAGGAAGAGGACCGGGAUGAAAGCGGCUGCGAGGAGGAGGAGGGCCGAGAGGACGAAGACGAGGACUCGGGCAGCGAGGAGAGCCUGGUGGACUCGGACUCAGACCCCGAGGAGAAGGAGGUGAACUUCCAGGCGGACCUGGCUGACCUGACGUGCGAGAUCGAGAUCAAGCAGAAGCUGAUUGACGAGCUGGAGAACAGCCAGCGACGGCUGCAGACGCUGAAACACCAGUACGAGGAGAAGCUGAUCCUGCUGCAGAACAAGAUCCGAGACACACAGCUAGAGCGGGACCGCGUGCUGCAGAAUCUCAGCACUAUGGAGUGCUACACGGAGGAGAAGGCCAACAAGAUCAAGGCCGAUUACGAGAAGCGGUUACGGGAGAUGAACCGCGACCUGCAGAAGCUGCAGGCUGCGCAGAAGGAGCACGCAAGGCUGCUCAAGAACCAGUCUCGAUACGAGCGAGAGCUGAAGAAGCUGCAGGCUGAGGUGGCCGAGAUGAAGAAGGCCAAGGUGGCCCUGAUGAAGCAGAUGCGUGAGGAGCAGCAGCGGCGGCGGCUGGUGGAGACCAAGAGGAACCGAGAGAUCGCGCAGCUCAGGAAAGAGCAGCGGCGGCAGGAGUUUCAGAUCCGAGCUCUGGAGUCCCAGAAGCGGCAACAGGAAAUAGUCCUGAGGAGGAAGACCCAGGAGGUGUCUGCGCUGAGGCGCCUGGCUAAGCCCAUGUCUGAGCGCGUGGCCGGCCGGGCAGCGCUGAAGCCGCCCAUGCUGGACUCCGGGGCAGAGGUGUCCGCCAGCACCACCUCCUCAGAGGCGGAGUCAGGGGCCCGCUCCGUCUCCAGCAUCGUGCGCCAGUGGAACCGCAAGAUCAACCACUUCCUGGGGGACCCCCCCACGCCCACUGUGAAUGGCACCCGGCCUGCCAGAAAGAAGUUCCAGAAGAAGGGGGCCGGCCAGAGCUUCAGCAAGGCGGCGCGGCUGAAGUGGCAGUCCCUGGAGCGGCGCAUCAUCGACAUCGUCAUGCAGAGGAUGACCAUCGUCAACCUGGAGGCCGACAUGGAGCGGCUCAUCAAGAAAAGGGAGGAGCUGUCGCUGCUGCUAGAGGCGCUGCGCAGGAAGCGGGAGCGCCUGCAGGCAGAGAGCCCGGAGGAGGAAAAGGGGCUGCCCGAGCUGGCCGAGGAGAUGGAGGUGCUGGCGGCCAACAUCGACUACAUCAACGACAGCAUCACCGACUGCCAGGCCACCAUCGUGCAGCUGGAGGAGACCAAGGAGGAGCUGGACUCCACAGACACAUCGGUGGUCAUCAGCUCCUGCUCCCUGGCUGAAGCCCGUCUCCUGUUGGACAACUUCCUCAAGGCAUCCAUCGACAAGGGGUUGCAAGUGGCCCAGAAGGAGGCCCAGAUCCGGCUGCUGGAGGGACGGCUGAGGCAGACAGACGUGACGGGCUCCUCCCAGAACCACCUGCUCCUGGACGCCCUACGGGAGAAGGCCGAGGCUCACCCCGAGCUGCAGGCCCUCAUCCACAAUGUGCAGCAGGAGAACGGCUACGCCAGCACCGAUGAGGAGAUCUCGGAGUUCUCUGAGGGGAGCUUCUCCCAGUCGUUCACCAUGAAAGGCUCCACCAGCCAUGAUGAUUUCAAGUUCAAGGGAGAGCCCAAGCUGUCCGCCCAGAUGAAGGCUGUCUCGGCCGAGUGCCUGGGCCCCCCGCUGGACAUCUCCACCAGGAACAUUACCAAGUCCCUGGCCUCCCUUGUUGAGAUCAAAGAGGACGCGGUGGGCUUCUCCAUCCGAGACCCCUAUUACCGGGACAAGGUCUCCCGCACCAUCAGCCUGCCCACCAGAGGCAGCACUUUCCCUCGGCAGUCUCGUGGAGUGGAGACAUCCCCUCUGACCCGCAGGAAGUCCUACGACCGAGGACAACCCAUUAGGUCUACAGACGUGGGAUUCACGCCCCCCUCAUCCCCUCCCACUCGGCCCCGUAAUGACCGAAACGUCUUCUCUCGUCUCACCAGUAAUCAGAGCCAGGGGUCGGCGCUGGACAAGUCUGAUGACAGCGACUCCUCUUUGUCGGAGGUCCUGAGGGGCACCAUCACCCCCGUUGGAGGAGCCAAGGGCGCUCGGACAGCCCCUCUGCAGUGUGUCUCCGUGGCCGAGGGCCACACCAAGCCCAUCCUCUGCCUGGACGCCACUGACGAGCUGCUAUUCACUGGCUCCAAAGAUCGCAGCUGUAAGAUGUGGAACUUGGUAACGGGCCAGGAGAUCGUGGCUCUCAAGGGCCACCCCAACAAUGUGGUGUCCAUCAAGUACUGCAGCCACUCGGGCCUUGUGUUCUCCGUGUCCACCUCUUACAUCAAGGUGUGGGACAUCCGGGACUCGGCCAAGUGCAUCCGCACCCUCACGUCCUCAGGCCAGGUAAUCUCAGGUGAUGCGUGUGCUGCCACGUCCACCCGCGCCAUCACCAGUGCUCAGGGGGAGCACCAGAUCAACCAGAUUGCCCUCAGCCCCUCGGGCACCAUGCUCUACGCUGCCUCGGGCAAUGCCGUCCGCAUCUGGGAGCUCAGCAGGUUCCAGCCCAUCGGCAAGCUGACAGGCCACAUCGGCCCGGUCAUGUGCCUCACGGUCAGCCAGACGUCCAGCCACCAUGACCUCGUGGUGACCGGCUCCAAGGACCACUAUGUAAAGAUGUUCGAGCUGGGCGAGUGUGUGACCGGCACCGUGGGCCCCACCCACAACUUCGAACCCCCACACUACGAUGGCAUCGAGUGUCUCGCCAUCCAGGGGGACAUCCUGUUUAGUGGCUCCCGAGACAACGGCAUCAAGAAGUGGGACCUGGAGCAUCAGGAACUCAUCCAGCAAAUCCCCAAUGCACACAAAGACUGGGUGUGCGCCCUGGCAUACGUCCCCGGCCGCCCCAUGCUGCUGAGCGCCUGCCGUGCGGGUGUCAUCAAAGUCUGGAACGUGGACAACUUCACGCCCCUUGGUGAGAUCAAGGGCCACGACAGCCCCAUCAACGCCAUCUGCACCAACUCCAAGCACAUCUUCACGGCCUCCAGUGACCUGACGGUGAAGUUCUGGACCGCCAGGCGCUUACCCGCUGGCCCACCCUAGGAGUGAGGGAUGGCCCAGCCCCUCGGCCCGGCAGCAUGGACAGCACGGAAGGGAAGCUGUGGCCUGGGCCAGACGGGGCCGGCUGCCCUCAGACAGAGGGUGUAGCCGUCCCCUCCUCCUCCCCCACUCCCUCCCCAUCCCACCACAGACCCUCCCCUGCUUCUUGGGGAGAGAGAGAGAAGUGGGGAAGGAAAUUAAGCUGUGAAGCCAAAGGGCAUUGCCCUCUCUUGUCUCUCUCAGGAGGCUCAGCCUCCCUCCCCCCACACUGGUGGGCCUUACUUUCUCCCAGGGCCUGGCUCUGAGGGGAGGGGCCCAGCCCUUGGGUGAGCUGGCCUCCACCCUGCCCUGCAACCCCCCAGGCCAGACUUGUGAACCACUGCACCUGCCUCUGAGCCCACAAAGACAGUCCUCAGGUAACCACGGAAACCAGGGGCAGGCAGCGCCCCUGCAGCUGACCCUCACCCCUAAGACCACCAAUAGCCAGUUCCCUUGGUCCCAGCCAUCCCUUGAGUCCCCAACUCAGUUUUUUGAAGGGACCAAGGUGGGGGUGGGGCACUAGGAAGGUUCCCUUGGGAGAGCCGGUCAGAAAUGCGCCAGUUAUUUAAUUUAUUGUUUUUAAUUUUUGUUUUUCUUGCUGUUGCCUCCUGGAAACUGACUUGAAGUUUCUUUCCACAUGUUCUUCCUCUCUGCAUUUGGGGGGCCAGGGGUUCCCCCCAAACCCAUCCAUGCCGCCUCCAUCUGCUCUGCAGAGGAGGGAAGCCCCCCCCCUUUGGCUCCCCGCAGCUCUGAUUAGUCCCCACAUUGCUGCCUCCCGGGGUGGGGGCAGGGGCAGGGGUGGAGGGGUGACCCUCCAGUGCACCCCUGGCCUCCAGGCUGCCCGAGGCUUUGUGCCUUUCCCGCCCUAGGCCUGGCGCCCAGACUGGGCAGCCUUACGCCACUGCACAGCGCCACACGUGGGCCACCACCCCUCCGUCCAGAGCCCCACCAGUGUCGUGUGGAAGCAGCAUGUUAGGCUGUGCCUCUAGGAAGCGACUUGGGGUGGGGAGGACACCCUGCCCCCUUGCCUCUCCCGACAUCAUCCCGCCUGCGCACCCUGCCUGCGGAAGGGUGGCGUUAGCCAGAUGUAGCACAGUCUUCCCACCAGCUGCUUCCACGGGUCAUCCCGAGCCACAUUGUCAAGCCUUAAAACCAGCGUGGGGCAAGGAGCCCCAGAGAGGAACUUCCUCCUUUUCCGCAGCUGGGACUCAGACCUGAGGGAGUCCUUGCUGUUCCAUCAGUGUUUGCGCAGCCCCCCACCCCCCCACUUCCGUGGGAUUGUGAGUUUACAGUAUUGAGGCCCCCCGCCUGUCCAUUCUGGACUUUUCCGUUGCUUAACUGGUCUUGAACCCCAAGUCCGUUCUCCGGAGGACACGGUGAUGCUUGGGUGCCUGGGUUUCCCUGUUCUCGGCCCCUUGCCCUCUUCAGCGCCGGGCAGGGUGGCCCCAGCAUGGAGGGUGAGUCCUGGUGGGGCAGGGCCCAGGAAGCCACCCUGGCUGGGAGAGGAAAGACCCCUGCCCCGACUCCUCUGUGCCCUCCUGGCUGCCCUGCUGGAGGAGGUGCUGAAGGACAGGGUUUACAGGACAGACGCCUCCUGGAAUACUGGUCUCCUGGAGCCCGGGACAGCUUAUCUGGGGUAGCAGAACUCCCUCGUCCAGACACGCCCCUUUCCAACCACCCCCAAAGUGAGCACAAGUCCCUUCCCCGUCCCCAUCGCUCCCAUCUGAACGGAAGGUUUUGACCUUGCACCCCCGUAGGAGAGACCGGCAGCAUGGCUGUUGACUUAGAAACCCAGCAGACUGUCCUGCCUCCCCCUGGCCGGGCACGCACGGGGCCACCAGGCCGGGCCCCGCGGCCCCGCGAGAGGUGCUCACCGCCAUUGCCUGCGCGCGCCAGCUACCUCACGGCGAGGACCACUGUCUCGGAAACUCGAAGUCCUCCGCGGCCCGCGCCCGCCACCCCUUCUUUCAGGGACGCCGGGGGUACGUAGUCAGGGGCAGGCCCCUGCUCUCCGCGUUGCACACACAUGCUAAGUGUGAGAAGCACAAAGUGGUUGUGAUCUGAGCACAAUGGCUGGGCUUGCACGGCCGACUCUAAGCCGCCAUCCCCGUUCUGGCACCUCUCCGACGACCGCUUACCUCGGAGCCCACGGAAGACUCCAGGCCGCGUCACGGCCGUGCGCUACUGCCUGGGAAUCGAGUCCUCCCUAUGCCCUGCGCCCCAAAUCUCUGAACACCCCAAGCCCAGCUCUCAGAACAGUUUCCUUAUGGAGCCUGAAGAGUGUAGCCCCAGGGCCCCUGUAUAUGAGCCGACCGGCCAGUCCUCUGCAUGGAAGGCAGCCCUCCCAGCCAGGACCCCAGGCUGAGCACCAACCCGUCGCUGUCGGCUUUUCUCCUGAUUCCUGCUCGCGCAGUCGCACACCCGGAGCUGCCAAGGAAAGAGGCGAGGCUCAGAGGGCAGGGUGCACGCCCAAGCCUUUGAGGUGGUCAGGGUGCCACCUUCUGCUCCUGGGAAGAAACAGCUGUGGAGGGGGCGGUCCAGCCUCCCCCUCAGCUUCCACCUAGCAUACCCUCCACCCAGCCUGGGGCGGGGCUGCGUGGGCAGAGGGCGGGUGAAGUAUUCCCACGGUAGCUAAGACUUCCUCACGUCACCCGGUGCACGGGUGCCACCAAUGCACAGACAGCUGCUGUGAGGUCGGGCACUUUGUGUCUCUAAGCUUGGCUCUCCUCCAUCCACAGGGACUUUCGUUAUGGGCCGGGGGCAGGCACAGCCCCCUUGGUGGUUCAAACUGAGCCUGUGCCUGGUAUGUUUACCCUCCAGUUGUGUGGGCUUGGUCGGCUGGCAGCAGGGAUGAGCUCCUCCCCAUGGCGUGGCCCAAACCCUGGCUGUCCCUGUGCCAUCCAAACAGGAAACGGCUCUUUUCUCUCCUCUUGGCCUAGCCUCUGGGUCAGGCUCAGGAGCCCGGGCUUGGCCAGUGCCCCCCACAGGCUUCCUGGGCCGGCCCCCCUCUCCUGGCUCCCAGAGCACUCUCUGCCCUCUUUUGUGCAGCAAUAGAAUUUGCAGGGAACAUUCUGUUUUUUGACUUUUUUCCCUAUGUCAUCUCCCCAUCCUCACCGCACCCCAACCCAGUCCUCUGAGCCCACAUCCUGACGGCCUGGCCAGAGUGGGAAGGUGGGAAUUGCUUCAUGAAGACCUGAGUUCAGAGAGGACCCCUGAAGUGCAUUGGGCCCUGCCCUGCCCACCAGCUCUUUUCUAGCUCUCCCCCCUGGCCAGGCUGCAGGGUUUUCUUGGGCUGAUGCUCCCCUGGGCAACAUGGCUAGCACAAGGUGUACAUAUACGUUUUGUACCUCGGCCGGCAACUGUACAUAGUGUAUGAACGUUAUUUAAGCCUCUUGCUGUAUAUUUCUGUUCCUAGGUUGGAUGUGUGCGUCCUAAGACGCUGUUCUAAAUAAAUAAAACACUUGAAUGAC
Echinops telfairi (small Madagascar hedgehog) is the source of this 8640-nucleotide messenger RNA. It is a transcript of the gene KIF21B, whose product is annotated as kinesin family member 21B. Lineage: Eukaryota; Metazoa; Chordata; Mammalia; Afrosoricida; Tenrecidae. The transcript is spliced from 34 exons. The coding region runs from base 290 to 5134 and encodes 1614 amino acids. Gene Ontology annotation, molecular function: microtubule motor activity; ATP binding; microtubule binding. Gene Ontology annotation, biological process: microtubule-based movement; mitotic spindle organization. The record is from RefSeq and is a predicted model, not a curated record.